AUGUUACAACUCAUUGGUAUUAUUGCUGUCAUUUCGCUCAAUUUGAUCACAAAUUCAGUCGCGGUUUUCACUUGUCCUCAGGCGAAUGGAACUUAUGUCAACCGAGAUGACUAUCGAUCGUUUUACCGAUGCAUCAAUGGAAUCAAUAUGCUUCAGUAUUGUCCAUCUGCAACUCAAUACUAUUCUACAAGCAAUGCAACUUGUCAAGAUAUUCCAACCGAGUGGAGUUAUACUUAUGAUCUUACUGGAACUUACACUAUUACAGCUAAUACAGAAUAUCGUCAUGUUUAUCAAAAGGACUAUGAUGUUUAUUGGACAAGUGACACACCUACGGUAGCCAACACAUUCAUCGGCCGCUACAUUAAUGAAACGCAUGUUGUUGGCAUUCAGACCCGUCUAAUUCAUCUAACAGGCUGUACAUCGGUUUUGAACGCCAGAAUGAUAGCCAUUGGUAACAAGUCGUUUUGCUAUUAUACUAGCCUUGCCCUUUUUGGACGAACAUGUGAUCUAGAAGCACCUUACUCGAGCUAUGCGUGUGUUUCACAAUGA
Messenger RNA from Adineta ricciae, 549 nucleotides. NCBI's taxonomy places the organism in Eukaryota, Metazoa, Rotifera, Eurotatoria, Adinetida, Adinetidae. The record is from the annotation of a GenBank genome assembly.